ACGUAAACAUAUUAAAUCGCCAAGCAUUGAAAAAUGGCUUCUUUUACUACUUCUCCAUGCACUUCCGCCGCCCCUAAAACCUCCAAAUCUUUGUCCUCCUCCGCCACCUUGGCUUCCCCACUGCCAAAACCCUCUCAGAUCCACAUCGGCUCCGCCAGGCGCAGCCGGCAUUUCAAGGUCUCAUGCAACGCCGCCGCCGGGGACUCCCAGCCAAGGCUCGACAGAAGAGACGUUCUUCUCGGCCUGGGAGGCCUCGCCGGCGCCGCCAGCCUCGUGAACAACCCUCUGGCGUUCGCGGAGCCCAUCCACGCGCCGGAGAUCUCCAACUGCGUUGUCCCUCCCAAGGAUCUGCCGCCCAAUGCUCUUGUGGAUACCUGCUGCCCGCCGGCUGCGAUUAAUGUUGUCCCCUACAAGGUCCCCCGUUUCUCCCCCGCCACCCUGAAAGUCCGCCCGGCGAUCCACCGGAUGGAUAAGGAAUACAUUGCUAAGUUCGAGAGGGCGAUCAAGUUGAUGAAGGAGCUCCCGGCGGACGAUCCCCGGAACUUCUACCAACAAGCGCUUGUACAUUGUGCUUACUGUAACGGCGGGUAUGUCCAGCCCGACCACCCCGACAAGGAGAUCCAAGUCCACAAUUCAUGGCUUUUCUUCCCCUUCCACAGGUGGUAUUUAUACUUCUACGAGAGAAUCUUGGGGAAACUCAUCGGGGACCCCACCUUCGGGUUGCCGUUCUGGAACUGGGAUACCCCGGCGGGAAUGCUGAUUCCUCAGUAUUUCCGAAACCAAAACUCGCCGUUGUACGAUGAGAAUCGUAGCCAGGCCCAUCUCCCUCUCGUGAUGGACCUCGGCUACGCCGGAACCGAUAACGACGCCACUGACCAGGAGAGAAUCUCCAACAACCUCGCCUUGAUGUACAAGAGCAUGGUGACUAACGCCGGAACCGCCGAGCUCUUCCUCGGAAAACCGUACAAGUCCGGCGACCUCCCGGUGAACAAAGGCGGCGGGUCCAUCGAGAAUAUCCCGCACACGCCGGUUCACCGCUGGGUCGGCGACGUUAAGCCGAGAACGCAGAACGGAGAGGACAUGGGGAACUUCUACUCCGCCGGAAGGGACAUCUUGUUUUACUGUCACCACUCCAACGUUGACCGAAUGUGGACCAUCUGGCAACAGCUCGGCGGGAAAGGCCGGAGAAGAGACUUCACCGACUCCGAUUGGCUCGACGCCACCUUCAUCUUCUACGACGAGAACAAACAGGCCGUCCGCGUGCGCGUCGGAGACGCGCUGGAUAACCAGAAACUCGGGUACAAGUACGAAUUCGCCAACCUUCCAUGGCUCAACAGCAAGCCGCUCCCGACCAAGAAAAAGACCGGCUUGGCGGCGAGGUCCAAGGCGCCGUUCGUCACCGACGUGUUCCCGUUGACGCUCGACAAGGUGGUGCAAGUUAAGGUGCCCAGGCCGAAGAAAUCCAGGAGCAAGGAGGAGAAGGAAGAGGAGGAAGAAAUCCUGGAGAUUGAAGGAAUCGAGGUGGCGAUUGACCAGUACGCGAAGUUCGACGUGUACCUGAACGACGAGGACGAGCCGGAGGCCGGGAAGGAGAAGGCGGAGUACGCAGGAAGUUUCGCGCACCUGCCGCAUAAGCACACUGGGUCGAAGAAGAUCAGGACCAGUCUGAGCUUGGGUCUGAACGAGCCCUUGGAGGACCUCGGCGCCGAGGACGACGAUGCAGUUCUGGUGACUUUGGCACCAAAGGUCGGCGGCGGCGUCGUCACCGUCGACAACAUCAAGAUCGUCUACGGCUCUUAGAGCGAGCGAGCGUUUCUAUUUUUAGAAAUCCGUCGAAACUGUUUUCCGGCGUACCGUCCAAUAAUUUAUCCCUCGCUUUCCUCAUGUGUGUCUUGUUUCCCCUAGUACUUUUGAGUUGGCCUAGCAUGUGGUUUGUACAAUAUGGGGCCCAUAAAUAAAAUAUCUUUCUAUUCGAGU
Ipomoea nil (Japanese morning glory) is the source of this 1977-nucleotide messenger RNA. Its product is annotated as polyphenol oxidase II, chloroplastic. Lineage: Eukaryota; Viridiplantae; Streptophyta; Magnoliopsida; Solanales; Convolvulaceae. The coding region runs from base 34 to 1800 and encodes 588 amino acids. Gene Ontology annotation, molecular function: catechol oxidase activity. The record is from RefSeq and is a predicted model, not a curated record. Gene Ontology annotation, biological process: pigment biosynthetic process. The transcript has a single exon.